This is a messenger RNA of Alternaria atra, 1917 nucleotides long. RefSeq lists its product as uncharacterized. Lineage: Eukaryota; Fungi; Ascomycota; Dothideomycetes; Pleosporales; Pleosporaceae. The record is from RefSeq and is a predicted model, not a curated record. The transcript is spliced from 4 exons. The coding region runs from base 1 to 1917 and encodes 638 amino acids.
AUGUCCCCUCUUCGCCGUAUGAAGCGACCACCAAGCAAGAUGACUGCAAAGCCCGGUUCCCACCUACUCCGUGUGCCGUUGGUGAUCCUUCUUAUCGUCAUGGAAGACAUUUACGAAACUGAUCGGGAAGCCUUCUUAAACUUUCGCCUCGUUUCGAAAGCAUGUCGCAAUGAGUCUCAAUACUUGUUCUUUCGCGACUUUACGAUCCAUGAUCGCACCCUUCUUGGGCCGAGUCUAUCAUCAAAGAUGCUAGAAAGGCUCAAAGAUAGAGAUGAGGCUACUAGAGAGUAUGUCAGGCAUCUUAAGAUAGGCCCAUUCAAGGAUGAAGACAAGUUUGAACUCGAAAUAUCGCCCGUGCUAGAGGAUAUCCUAAGGAGCGUCAAAAACUUACAGGACCUUACUUGGAGUGCGAACUGCGCGCCUCCGCCAGCCAUGCUCGACUUAUUUCACGAACUGUACCCUUUAGCGCAUUUGCACUUCAUACUGCGAAACCGCACAUUCCAACCCCUUAGCCGCAGUCUGCUUUCUUCUCCUCAGCUGUACACUCUUGAUACGGAAAUUUACUCAACCAUACCCGAGCAUACAGGACACUCCCUGAGUGAACUGUCCUUGAUCAAGAACAUUCUGCCAGCUAGCCUUCAAGUUCUGCGUAUCUCUACGCUCGACGUUGACGGAGUCCUCCAACGUGCGCAGUUCGAAGACUGGGAAAGCGUCACAUACAGUGUGUUCAACUUCGACUUUCAGCUUGGCGAUCGAUUUCCCGCGCUCUUGGAGUUGGCCUUGAGACAUGACGAGUUUGCAUUGACAGCGGAAAACUGCAACCUUUGGGCGCGUGCAACGUCUUGGGAACGCCUACAACGCCUGGACCUCCCCAAGGGCGCGUCACACGAAUUCAUCGCUUCCCUCACCAACCGCGCUAUCAAUCUUAAAUACCUCAGAUUCCACAUCAACUUACGGACCCACUGGUCACCAUAUCGCCCACAUCGCAAUGGGACAUGGGAUCCAUACUCUCAGAACGAUAGCCUUCCCGUUCUAGCAGGUUUCCUAGCCUCAAUCAAAUCUCUUCACACUCUCGACUUUGGUGUAAAAAGCAUCGACAUCUUAACAUACUAUUUGUGCGUCAUACUGCAGAGCCUCCACGGAAGUUUGAAGAGCUUGACGAUAUCUGACAUGGGAGGUGAAGACCACUCCGGUCCCAUCGACUACACACCCGACAUGUUGGCCUGGGAUCCGGAGCACUAUAAGGAGGUGCUUGAGCUAACACCUGGCUUGGAGCAUCUGGAUGCGCGAAUUAGCACGGUGGACAGGGUUGUGGGAAAUUGGAAAGGUCGAGUCAUUGAGGGUUUCCAGAAGAUGAGCAUGGCGCCACUACCUUCGAAAGCCAAUAUGCACCUGUAUCGCACCUACAACGGCGGUGAUGGACGCGCUGCAAACGGGGAGAUGGCUUCACUAUACGGAGAUAUAGGUCAACCUAUACCAAACGACUUGGCCACGGUCGAAAGCGAUGAUCUUGAGCCGAUGGCGCAGUUUAUCCGGGAAUUCCUUAUGGACCGGGUGAUCAAGUAUAUUGUUCGACCUUCGAAAGUUCUGUUGCAUAUAUUGCCUAUGCAUCGAAGGGAGCCGAUGGCCGCUGGGACCGAUGUUGAGUUUGUCCAUGAGAAGAUCGUUUCAGCCGUCGCGAAUGCCUCAGUUUAUGUCUUGGCCAUUCUGAUUCUAAUCGCACCGAUCGCCACUUUCACAGUUGUCCAGGAGCAAACAUCCCGAAUGAUUAUUAUGCCGUUGUUCUGUCUACUUCUCACCGCGUCAGCACAACUCAUGGGUCCGCGGUCUAUGCCUCUAUUCAUACUUGUGACAGCAUAUUUUCAGGCGAUGGUGGUUUUCGUAACUAUCACAAACGACUGGCAGGUCACUCAAUAA